GAGGUGGAUAAGAAUGCUCAGGGCGUCGAGGGAACUAAGGGUGACAAACACUACAAGUGUUACCAUAGUCAGCGCAAAAUUCUGACUAUUACAAAGGCUAUGUUUAAUCGGUCACAUCAAACACACUUUCCAGUCUUGUAUCGACUCUAUCUAUAUCUCAAGGAUCAUGGGGAACCACCCAUGGAAGACGAGGUUGCGAUGGCAUUGGGAAAAAAGAUUCUUGACCCCACCCAGGCAGCUGAAUACCUGCUUCAGCUUGAAAAAGCCUUGAGCAAUAUUGAAGCCAACUGGGAUCAGAAUAUGUUUGAGCAGCUUCUCGCUGAAUGGAUGGUCGCAUGUGACCAGCCGUUUGAAGAAGUUGACAGGCUC
Molecule: messenger RNA, 369 nt
Organism: Suillus fuscotomentosus
Lineage: Eukaryota; Fungi; Basidiomycota; Agaricomycetes; Boletales; Suillaceae
Exons: 3
Source: RefSeq, a predicted model, not a curated record